UGUGGAAGCAGACUAGCUUGUAUACAUUAGCCGGUAGUUUAUAGUUUCAUGUUUAUUGACAAGCAUACAUAUAUAGUAAAGCGUAGUAGAAGAUACUACCAUGUUGAAUACUUUCUUCUGGUGAAUUCGGCACACAGAAAGCCCGACAAAGACGACUCUAAUGUCGUAAAAUGCCGUUUAUCGGUAGAGUGCUCCUCUUUCUGCCGUCCACCGUCGCUUGGUGUGGUGGAAGCAGACAGCAGGGACUAACAGGCGACUCAAUGAUUAAAGUUGAAUGUGUCAUCCAAUUUAUGUCCUCUUCGUGCGUUUAAGGUAUGCCGAACUGAAAAGUACCUCCUAAUUAUUUUCAUGAGUCCGUUCAUUAGGUUGUACCCGGCAUGUUUUCGUCGUUGCUAUCAAAGAAACUUUAAAGUGUCGGAAUUUUGAAUGGGGUUCGUUCUGCGUAGUAGACAAUGGGCCAAUGAAUGAAUGGUUGAAGUCAAAGACAUGCGCUAACUGAGAGAGAUUGAUGCUAGCCAGUCUGGAAGGAUGAACAUCACCCAUGAUUGAGGGAUACCUGCAUACCUGCGGAUGGGGAUUUUAUUGAUACAACUAUUUUCAUCAAUACUGCUCAUUGGUUCAGUUCUGACAUCUGUGCAAGAAAAGGUAAAAUUAAGGUUGGAUCUCAGCAAGUGAGAUAAAGAGAGAGAAGAACCGGAGGAGCUGAAGCUGAAGGAGAGUACAGACAGACAGCCGAAGCGACAGUGUUGCUGUGCAAGGGAAAUAAGAGAUACACAGCAGACAGGGCAAGAGAAACCCAAUCCCCCCAGCUGAACGGCUCCUCCCUGCUGAGCAGACAAACACAUGUCACAUAAAGACGAAGCUGGUCCGGGUCAGAAAUGCGCUUCUUCCUGUUCUCAGAUGUGACCCCGUGGCUUAGGAAGCUCUUUGCAGCUGUACCACUUUCCCAACUGUGACAGCAGCUCUGAAUGGCAGGAUGUCCUGCUCUGAGUCCCCCUGCGAGGCUGUGUCAGAGGCCAGGCACCGUGGCAAGGUUCACUGGCCACCGGAAGGAUCCCGAGUGCCAUGAAACAAGUAACAGCGGCAUGUUCAAAAAUUCAGCCUCCUGUCAAUGCCAGCAUGUCUCUGGAAGCCCGUCAGUCAAACUUUGGCUGCAAACCCUGGCAAAAAUUCAGGUGUGUCCAAAGGGACUUUUCCUCAGUGCCCAAAACAUAUGCUUACCAUGUAACUGCAAAGGCCACGCAGACUACUGUCAAGACAUCACUGGUAUUUGUAUAAAAUGCAAGGACCACAGUACAGGUGAUUUCUGUGAAAUGUGUAAAGAUGGCUACAUGCUAGCUCCUAGCCUAGAUGGACGCCACAUCUGCCGACCCUGCGCCUGCCCCCUCUCGAUCUCCUCCAAUAACUUUGCAGUGCGCUGUGACAGAGGAAGUGCCACUCUGCGCUGCAAGUGCCAAGAGGGCUACGCUGGACAUAUCUGUGAGAGGUGUGCUCCAGGUUAUUAUGGCAACCCGAUGGCGAUUGGUAAUUCCUGUAAGAGAUGCGACUGUAAUGGCAACUCUGACCCCAACCUGAUCUUCAACGAGUGCCACAAUGUGACGGGCCACUGCCAGCACUGCUGGGGAAACACUGCCGGAGCCAACUGUGAGAGGUGUGCCCCAGGUUUCUACGGCGACGCCGUCAGUGCCAAGAAUUGCAGAGUGUGCGAGUGCAAUGAAUGUGGCACCUCCUCAUGCGACGACAGGACUGGAGUGUGUCACUGCAAGCCAGGAGUCACUGGACGACUCUGUGACCAGUGCGAGGAGGGUUACUCUGGUUUCUCCAGCUGUCAGGGCUGUCGGAGGUGUGAAUGCGGGCCAGCUUCUAUUCGUUCCACCUGCCAUCCUCUUACCCACAGCUGCCCAUGCCGCCCAGGGGCCGGAGGUCGUUACUGCGAGCGCUGCCUCCCAGGCUACUGGGACUACAGCCCUUCCGGCUGCCAGAAGUGUGACUGUGAGAGCGGCCAUUGUGACAUGCAUACAGGAGAGUGUCGGUCAGAGGCUGCAACAUUCAACCUGUGCAACAGUUGUGAUGAAUGCACUUGGCAUCUAAUUGGAGACCUGCGGCUGUCCAAUAAGACACUGGACCAGCUGAGAGUUGGAGUGUUGAACAUUUCAACCGGGGCUGCUGCUAAUGACAGGCUCAAAUACUACAAUUACACUGCUCAUCGUCUGCAGAUUCAGUUUCAAGGCUGGAGAAACAAGUCAUCUGUGAUGAAGGCCCAGGCUGGGGAGCUGGAGGACAACAUAGAAGAUGUGGUGCUAGACAUCAAACAUCUGGGAGAAUCGGAAAACGUGGUAAAGACUCAGGGGAACAGGCUGGAUGAGAACACACUGCAGACUGUCACCCUAGCUGAGCAGCUCAACACAAACCUCACUGAUCUCAACAUGCGCAUUGAAGAGAUGAUCCAUGACUGGGAGCUGUACAGUGUUCACCAGGAUGUGGAUCCAGAGGUGGCCAGACAGAACACUGAGGUGGCCCAGGGAAUGGUGACCUGGAUGAGGAAACUGGACCUGUCCCCACGAGAGCCCAUUGCUACUGACGAGUCGACUGAAGCCCAUGACUUGCUGAGGCGCAUCCGUCAGUUGGAGAAGAAGUUGAUGAUCACAGAUGGCCGUCUACCGCCUAUCAAGGAGGUCAUGUCCCGCUUCACCACCAAGCUGGCGGACGCUCAGGGCUUCCUCCAGAAAGCAGCCAGGACCGUCCAGGAGACGGAGGACAGGAACCAAGCCAGUGUCCUCAAAUUCCAGAGGAAUGAGGCAAAGCAGCAGAGGCUGAUGGAAGACUACGCUGCUGUCAACGAUACUCUGGAAAUAGCCAGUGAAUUAAACUCUGAAACAGAGAGGACCGUGGCUGAGGUGGAUGCUAUGGUGCAGAAUGUGACCGAGUACCACGCAGCGAUCGAUGGCGCCAGCCAAAAGCUGACGGAGAAGACGGAGCGUCUCUCAUUGGCUGACACAGACCUGAUUAACAGGGCUGACGAGCAUGCUCGGGAGCUGGAGAGACAGGCCAACGAACUGGAGGAGGAUCUGAAAGAGAGCGAUGCCAAUGGCUUUGUGCAGAAGGCCAUAAGUGCCGCCAAUGUGUACAACAACAUAGUGAAGUACAUCGACGAUGCCAAUAUCACCUCACUCACCACCCUGAACUUAUCCCAAAGAGCUGAAGAUGCCAUUACUGGGAUCAAGUCGGAGCUUGAUCACCUGGUAAAUCAGAGCAGCAGUGUUUUCAAGGAGUCUGUUUCACUGCACUCAGAACAAAUUGAGGUAGAAGCUGAGGUUAUUGACAAGGUGAAAUACAUUGAGGAGACCAAGGAGACAAUGGAUAAAAACACCAAAAAACUUGCAGAAAUAUCAGAGGAUAUCAGUGGAAUUCAAAAAGACAGAACACCACAGCGAUUGGAGUUUACCCUGCAGGUAGCUGAGGGGACUCUUAACCGCUCAGCAGAAGUGCUUCAGACUAUCACCCCCAUCAGCAACAAGGUGGAGGAGUGGGCCAAGAAUAUGAGAAACAACGAAUACUCCACAGAUGCCUAUGAACAGGCCAUAGUAACUGCCGGAGAAGCAGUGGACAACCUAAAUGUACUCGUUCCUGAGCUGCUGGGCAAGUUGAAGGUCGUUGAAGAGAAGAAGCCUGUCAACAACGUUACCACCAACAUCAUGAGGAUCAGAGAGCUCAUAGCCCAGGCCAGGAGUGUGGCCAAGAAAGUCCAAGUGUCCAUGAAGUUCAACGGUCAGUCCUCAGUGGAGGUUCAUCCUCACACCAACCUGGAAGAACUGAAGACAAUGACAUCCAUCAGCUUGUUUAUGAGAGUGGACCCUGACACAGAUCCCAUCGAGGACCGCUUAAUCUUAUACCUGGGAGACAGAAAUGGUAGGAAAGACUACAUGGGACUGGCCAUCAAGAAUGACAACCUGGUAUACGUAUACAACCUCGGGGGCGAAGAUGUUGAGAUCCCACUGGGUUCAAAGCCUGUCAGCCAAUGGCCUGCAGUCUUCAACUACAUCAAAGUAGAGAGGCUUGGCAGACAUGGAAAAGUCUUCCUGACCAUCCCCAGCCAGAGCUCCACAGACGAGCAGAAGUUCAUCCAGAAAGGAGAGGCUCCGGGCACCGACUCACUAUUUGACAUCGACCCUAAGGAUAUAGUCUUCUUUGUCGGUGGUGUCCCACCAGAUGUCAAACUCCCACCUCCUCUGAGUCUUGCUCCUUUUGUGGGCUGCAUUGAGUUGGCCUCGCUGAACAACGAUGUGAUCAGUCUAUACAAUUUCAAAGAGACUCACAAAAUGGAUGUCGUUGCAUCAGUGCCAUGCCCCAGGUACAAGUUGGCGUUCUCCCAGAGUCGUAUUGCCAGCUACCUGUUCGAUGGAACGGGCUAUGCAGUCAUCAAUAAUAUUGAGCGGAGGGGGAAAUUUGGUGUUGUUACAAGAUUUGAUAUUUCAGUGCGAACAGUCGCAAACAAUGGUGUUCUUUUCCUCAUGGUCAGUGGGGAUAAAUUCUUCCUUUUAGAAUUAAAGAAUGGUUUCCUGCGCCUAAUGUAUGACUUUGGCUUCAAUAAUGGACCAAAUCUUUUGGAGAAUAACUCACCAAAGCUGCAAAUAAAUGAUGCAAAAUAUCAUGAGGUGUCAGUGAUUUACCAUCAGUCAAAGAAGGUUAUCCUACUGGUGGACAAGAGCCAUGUUAAAUCUAUGGAGAAUCAGAAAACCACACUGCCCUUCUCAGAUAUCUACAUAGGUGGGGCUCCAUCGCACAUUCUCAAAUCCAGGCCUGAGCUGUCUGCUGUGGUCGGCCUGAAAGGCUGUGUGAAAGGUUUCCAGUUCCAGAAAAAAGACUUCAACCUCCUGGAGGAGCCUGGCACCAUUGGCAUCAGCAGUGGCUGCCCUGAGGAGUCUUUCAUGUCCCGUAAAGCUUACUUCACUGGAGAGAGCUACCUGGGAUCCACAGCAAAGAUUUCAUUCCUCGACAACUUUGAAGGAGGCCUCAACUUUAGAACUCUGCAGCCCAGUGGACUCCUGCUCUACCACAGUGAAGGGUCUGAUGAGUUAAGCAUUUCCCUGGAGAAUGGAGCAGUGGUGCUAAACACCAGAGGAACAAGAGUCAAAUCACACAAGAAACAAUACAAUGACGGAAGGACACACUUCUUAGUGGCCUCAGUUAACAAUCUGAAGUAUUCACUGUUGGUGGAUGACAAAGACAAGCAGGAGAAGAAACGUCCAUCAUCAGCCUCACAGUCCUCUCCAGUUUCUGUAAAGAGCUUCUACUACGGAGGUUCUCCGAGCAGUAGCUUCAAGAACUUCACAGGCUGCAUCAGCUACGCCUAUAUCAACAGACAAGACAGGGACAUUGAGCCCGAGGACUUUCAGCGCUACCCAGAGAAGGUCCAGACCUCCUUGCAGGACUGUCCAGUCCAGCGACCCCCUGCUGCUCUGCUGUCAAGGCACAGGGAUAACGCUUCUAGAGCCAAACAGAGCCAAUCACAGAAGGUUAGCAGGGAUAAGUCCAGCCUCCCUCUAGGCCUGAUGGAGCUUAAAAGUGAUGACCAGGAGCCAUCAGAGCUGAACAUCGCGCCCUGCUACCUCUCCUUACGUCCCCGAGCAACCCGCCAAGCCUACCACUACGGCGGCAUCGCCAACAGCAGGCAGCACUACGCAGACCUCCCAGAGUCACUUUCUGAGAGGUCCCACUUCUCUCUGUCCCUGAAGACCCAGUCAUCCUUCGGCCUCAUCUUUUAUGUAUCUGAUGUCCAAGAGGACAAUUUCAUGGCUCUCUUCCUGGCUCAUGGGAAGCUUGUAUACACCUUCAACGUUGCAGAUCAAAGAGUCAAAAUUAAGAGUGAGGAGAAAUACAAUGAUGGUGCAUGGCAUAACGUUAUUUUUAUCCGUGAUGGGAACAUGGGGCGAUUAAUAAUUGAUGGGCUCACAGUGCUGGAAGACAGAGCUCAAGGGAGCAACGUCUCCUGGCAUGUCAGCAGUCCCCUCUAUGUCGGAGGAGUUCCUCCAUGGAGAGCCCAAAAGAAUAUUCAGAGAAACUCUGCAUACAGCUUUACCGGCUGUGUGAAGAACCUCCAGCUUGAUGGACAGUGGUUGUCCUCUGUGUCAGAGACGUUUGGGGUCACUCCAUGCUUUGAGGGACACUCUGAGGCGGGAACAUACUUCUCAGAGGACGGAGGAUACGUCGUGUUGGAUGAUACAUUUAGCUUGGGGCUCAGGUUUGAGCUGGUGAUGGAGGUGCGCCCCCGUGUGGCAUCUGGGGUGCUACUGCAUGUGCGCACAGCAGAGAGCUAUUUCACCAUGUACAUUCAUCAAGGGGCAGUGGUGGUUAUUGUGAACGAUGGGACACAUGAGUUCUUCACAAAGGUGUCUCCGAGACAGGGUCUGUGUGCUGGCAACUGGCACAGAAUCACAGUGAUCCGAGAUGCCAACGUUGUCCAGCUGGAUGUGGACUCUGAGGUCAACCAUGUGGUGGGACCUCUGAAUCCCAGCUCCACAGAUACCAAAGAGCCAGUGUUCAUCGGUGGAGCUCCAGAUCGUUUCCUCCCAGAGAGCAUCGCCACCAGGAAGGCCUAUGUGGGCUGUAUGAGGAACCUGACAAUCAAUAACAGCCGAGUGAGCUUCAGCAAAGCUGCUCUGGUCAGUGGAGCGGUCAGUGUCGGAACCUGUCCAGCUGCAUAACACUUCUGUCAACACCACCACUAUCCCCAAUACAGCACUGACCAAACACAUUAAAAAACUCUCUUUCAGUUAAACAUAACCAUUAAGAGAAGUAUUGUCAUUGUUUUCACUCUUUGGCAGGUGUUUGUUCUUGUUUUUGUCUUUAAUUUGUUGGCUGUUGUGUAUUGUUUUACAUGAAAAUGUCCCCUGCCAAGAAUACGACCAAAAUAUCUAAAUUUAAAAAUGGAAAAUAUAGCCUGAAAAGAAAAUCUUACAUCUAUCAUUUAUAAGAGAAUGAGAGCAGAUAUGAGGUCCAGAAGCAUCAUGAAUCAUGAAUACAUUUAGGCUUCAUUUAUUUUUACAGACACAUUUGGUGUUAAUAAAUUCUAUGUUCCACCUCCUCUCUUUAUAAUCUCAAUGGCACAUUUUUUUUGUACAUUUGUACAUUUAUACACAAAUACAUUUGUAUUUCAUGUUCUUCCUUUUGUACUUUUAUU
Thunnus maccoyii (southern bluefin tuna) is the source of this 7180-nucleotide messenger RNA. RefSeq names its product laminin, alpha 4 (gene lama4). The transcript is spliced from 46 exons. Gene Ontology annotation, molecular function: signaling receptor binding. NCBI's taxonomy places the organism in Eukaryota, Metazoa, Chordata, Actinopteri, Scombriformes, Scombridae. Gene Ontology annotation, biological process: regulation of cell adhesion; cell adhesion; regulation of embryonic development. Bases 969 to 6704 code for a protein of 1911 amino acids. The record is from RefSeq and is a predicted model, not a curated record.